Peromyscus californicus insignis is the source of this 499-nucleotide messenger RNA. RefSeq names its product disks large homolog 5-like. The record is from RefSeq and is a predicted model, not a curated record. The transcript has 4 exons. Lineage: Eukaryota; Metazoa; Chordata; Mammalia; Rodentia; Cricetidae. Bases 6 to 491 code for a protein of 161 amino acids.
UGGAGAUGCUGAAAAAGGAGCAUAAGCAGGUGAUGUCGGACCUGCAGAAAUUGCCUGUGGAGAUCAUUGAUGCCUUGAACAGGUGCAAGCGGCUGGUUAAAGAGAAAGAAUCCUACAGCCUGAAACUCCGAGAUUUGGCUCAGCUGAAAAGAAAUGUACGUGAGUUGAGGCUGGAGAACAGAAAGCUGUGGGAGGAGCAGGUUGCGCUUCAGGAGUCCUGUGAGGAGGCGAGGAAGCUCUUGAAGGAGGCCCAUGAUAAGAUCUGUGACCCCUGUGCUGAGCAACAGCAGGAGCAAGAGAGCCUGGAUGAAAGACUGAAGGACCUGCUGAAGCAGAAGGAGCCGGUCCCCCAGCAAGGGGACUUGGCAGACAAGCUGCACUGUCACUUCUAUAUCUCUGAGAAGAGGUCAGACAGUCUCCCGUCUGAGUUGGAACAGGCCACAGCCCAGGAGGACAGUCUCCUGCAGACAGAGCUGCUGCAGGAGCCCUAAGUCUCACA